AAUAAAAAUCCACCUUGUCUUCUCGUCUUGCAUCUCCCACUUCUUAUCUUUCUCCAUCUCCAUCUCCAUCUCCAUCUCCUCCCACCUUCUGGUUAUGACUUGUGCUACAACAAUUCUGCCAUUCCAAUUACUAAGCCCUAAAUGCACUACCAUAUCCACCACAAUCUUUCCCCUACCUUCUAAACCCUUCAAAACCCUAAAUUUCUCUCAAUUUUCAUCAUGGGUUUCUCAAAAAUCCAAGGUUUCACCACCCAAAUUACUCCAAUUUGUUGCUCAGACCUCAGAUUGGUCACAACAAGUGACACAAGAAACUGAACCAGUGGAGGAGGAAGAUGAAGCUGUAGAUGCCAUUAACGAAGUGGAAGGAGGAGGAGAAGAAGAAGAAGUAGAGGAGGAGGAAUCGUAUUCAGAGCCACCUGAGGAUGCUAAGAUUUUUGUGGGUAAUUUACCUUAUGAUUAUGACAGUGAGAAUUUGGCUAACCUCUUCAGUUCUGCUGGAGUUGUAGAGAUUGCUGAGGUGAUAUACAAUAGGGAUACUGAACAGAGUAGAGGGUUUGGGUUUGUGACGAUGAGCACAGUGGAAGAAGCUGAGAAAGCUGUGGACAAGUUCAACGGCCAUGAUUUAAGUGGAAGGCUUCUUACUGUAAAUAAAGCUGCACCAAGAGGUUCACAACCAGAAAGACGAGUAGUAGGGACUUCCUUCAAGAUAUACGUGGGUAACCUGGCAUGGCAAGUGGAUAAUGAUCGCCUGGAGCAGGUGUUCAAUGAACACGGAAAAGUGGUGGAUGCAAGGGUCAUCUAUGAUCGUGAAACUGGACGUUCACGUGGGUUUGGUUUUGUAACAAUGGCAAGUGAGACAGAAAUGAAUGAUGCCAUUGCUGCUCUUGAUGGACAGAGUUUGGAUGGGAGGGAAAUUAGGGUUAACAUUGCUGAGGAACGUCCGAAGCGUAGCUUCUUUUGAACUUGAAUGAGAGGGCAAGUAGGGUGAAGGUUGCAGAGGAGCCGCUUCUUCUUUUUCAUUUUUGAAUCAUUCCUUUGACGUUAAUUAGAGUUGAUGUCGGUCAAUAAGAUGUUAUCUUGUUCCAGACUUCUAGCGAUGAUAUGGGCCAUACAUAUGGCACUUCCACAAAAUAAAAAGGCACAAGCACCAGCCUAACCUGGCUCGAGGCAGGUCGGGUUUGGUUUGUUUUAAGUUGGCAGUGGGAAGAAGUCUGAAAUCAUGAUUCAUGAUGGUCUUGACUCAAGUGGGCUGGCUGGGAAAACUAUAAAGUGUAAAAUCCAAAUUUAUUAAGAAGUUUAACGGGUUACUGGAAGCU
Cynara cardunculus var. scolymus (artichoke) is the source of this 1316-nucleotide messenger RNA. RefSeq names its product 28 kDa ribonucleoprotein, chloroplastic-like. The transcript is spliced from 4 exons. NCBI's taxonomy places the organism in Eukaryota, Viridiplantae, Streptophyta, Magnoliopsida, Asterales, Asteraceae. The record is from RefSeq and is a predicted model, not a curated record. Gene Ontology annotation, cellular component: cytosol. Gene Ontology annotation, molecular function: mRNA binding. Bases 95 to 961 code for a protein of 288 amino acids.